Gavialis gangeticus (Gharial) is the source of this 1950-nucleotide messenger RNA. RefSeq names its product glutathione S-transferase-like. The transcript is spliced from 7 exons. Gene Ontology annotation, biological process: xenobiotic metabolic process; glutathione metabolic process. Bases 188 to 916 code for a protein of 242 amino acids. NCBI's taxonomy places the organism in Eukaryota, Metazoa, Chordata, Crocodylia, Gavialidae. The record is from RefSeq and is a predicted model, not a curated record. Gene Ontology annotation, molecular function: glutathione transferase activity.
AGAUUUCUUUUAAUCCCCAGCUGUUUGAAGUUUCUUUUUAGUGAGAUUAAUAAGAGCUUAGUUACUAGAGCUAACAACUUUUUCCCAGUUUGAUAGGUGUUGGGAAACAGUCUGCAGGGAACACAAGUCUGCUGAUAGGGAGCAAAAGACAGUGGAAGGAGUGAGUAAAAGUGGGUUGAAACGACAGAUGGAAUUGACUGAGCUCGAGAGUUCACUGAGAGAACAGGCAAUCAGAAGCUCACUCAUGGCUGGGAAACCCAAGCUUUAUUAUUUCAAUGGAAGGGGACGAAUGGAAUCAAUCCGAUGGCUUCUGGCAGCUGCUGGGAUUGAGUUUGUAGAAGAGUUUCUGGAAACAAGAGAACAAUAUGAAAAGUUACUUCAGGAUGGAGCCCUGUUGUUCCAACAAGUGCCCAUGGUAGAAAUCGAUGGGAUGAAGAUGGUGCAGACCAGAGCCAUUCUUGGCUACAUAGCAGCAAAACACAACCUUUAUGGGAAGGACCUGAAGGAGAGAGCCCUGAUUGACAUGUACGUGGAAGGGACAAGAGAUCUGAUAGACUUGAUCAGAGUCCACCAUAAAUUUUCACCUGAGGAACAGGAGAAAAAUCUGGCUUUAAUAAAUGAAAGGGCUACAGCCAGGUACUUCCCAGUCUAUGAAAAGGUUUUAAAAGAUCAUGGAACAGAGUUUCUGGUUGGAAACCAACUCACCUGGGCAGAUGUCCAACUGAUUGAAGCUAUACUGAUGGUAGAAGAAAAAGUGUCCACAAUUCUCUCCAAAUUCCCACUAUUACAGGAUUUUAAAACAAGAAUAUGUAACAUCCCUACAAUUAAGAAGUUUCUGCAACCUGGCAGCCAGAGGAAACCACCACCUGAUGAAAGUUAUGUAGUGACUGCAAACAGAGUUUUCAAUAGAAAAUAAAAGCUGGGUUCCAUUUACUGCGGUGAUUCCAUUCCACUGGGAAGGGAGAGUUUUGUAUUUAGCAGUAUACAGAAUGGACACUUAAAUGCAGAAGUCAAAUGAAAGUAUAUAAAAUAGUCUUUUAAAAAGCAUAUUUGAAAGAGAAAUCCACAGCUAGUAUAUUAUUCACAAAUACUAUUUGAAACCAUAACAUGCUGUGAAAAACAUGUUGGACAAAGUUAGAUUAGUAAAUAAAUAACUUUAAAAAUGGAAAAAAUUAUUCAGAUUUGAAUAAAUGAUGUCUCAUUGCUCUUGUUUCAAUGCAACUUUUUCUGACAAUUUUGAAAGCUAAGCAGACAAAAGAGAGAGGAAAUAUUUUAUAUUUUAAUAUGGGAUCAAAAUAUAUAUUGAAAAACUGGGAAUCUUCAAAUUCCACUAGAAUAGAAAGACUAGGAGUUGAACUGAGUUAUACAAGAAGAAAUGGAAUAAACCUAAUUUUGGUCUAUCAAGGAUUCUAAAUAGAGAUAAUUUUACCUCAGAAAAUAUAUAUUUUUUAAAGCAUCUGAUCCUCAAACAUUUUGAAAAAUAGUAAAAAUAUGACUCAUCACAUUAUUAAAUCAAAUCAACAACCAAGUCAAUCUCACUUUUCCAAUAUUUUGCUAUUUUUCAUUAAAGUUGUUUUCCCCUCCAUUGAAAAUUGGGAAAUGUUCAUAAAUAUUAAUUAUAACAAUGUACACAGCUACUAUCCACAUUAUGUUAGAGACCUAGAAGGAACUCUGCCACACACCAUAAACUAACUAGCAGGGUAAAUGUUUCUUCUAUAAAUCACAUGAAAACAGGUGUUUGUUACUGAAGUCAUGAUGUCACUGUUUGAUAUUGUCCUCAGAAGCUUGCUAAGUUGCCCAGGGAGUAUCAGCCCACCCAACUUUGAUCCUGCAGCAAACAAUAUCUUGUACCCCAUCCUUAGAGGUGGGAAGGAUAUUCAAUCAGGUGAACAAGCUGCCCAGCUCCCUACCAGGCUGGUUGGUGCUUUUUGACCAUCAGAGGUAGGUACA